AUAAAGAUAUUAGAAAUAUAUAGGAAGAAUGGACAGUCAAUCACACGGAGUAUUCAGUAAAUUGGUGUUUGUGGUCACUAUUGGGACUUUGAUUAUUUUAUCCCUGUGCCUCAAGUCUUAUGAUCAGACUUUCUGGACAUCUACAGCUAUACAGCUUAAAAUUAAUCAUUAUAAGGAACUAAGUUAUGUGUUAAUUUUUGUAACUCUUGGAUUAAUUAAUGUACUUGUUGGAGAAAUAAUUGUGAGAUCACUCAUAUUCCUCGAAGAACUCAGAUACAUCAGACGCCGAUAUGAUGGAAAUGUCUGUAGUGUGAUUCAACGUUUUUCCGCAAAGACUAACGUCCCCUUGUUUACUUUACCUAUUCUUGUAGCUAUCAUGACUUAUUUGAAUCUCAAAGGCGAUGGCAUGUUGGUAGUGUGGCGGAUCCUGUUAACUAAAUGGAACUGUACUUUUAUUAUUUCUAUUUCAUUAAUACCAUAUCUUCUUAAACUACAUACCCCAACAGUAUCACAAUUAAACAGAAUUUUAGAAGAACAGAAAAUGAAUGUUGGUCAUGGUUUUGCAUGGUCUUUCUAUUUUGGAUAUUUAAGGCUUAUUAUUCCAGGAUUGCAUUCACGUAUUGAUUCCUGGACAAAGACUAAUAUUACAGAUAUAAAUCAAAAACACAAAGUAAUACCAAAGCUUUACAUCUUAAUCCCGAAAUCUUGUUACUGUCCACCUUCAAUAACAGCUGCGGAUCCACACCUGAAAGUAGCUGGAGUAACUCCCUCCUUUGUCGCAAAUAGAGCAGGAACUCAGCGUAGAGAAUAUAAAAAUACUGUAUAUUGUUUUGAAUCAGAUGGGAUGAUAUAUUACUGUUUGGUGGAAUAUGCAACACCUAUAUUGUCUCUGUAUGAAAUGAGCAACAGCAAGGAAGCUGGUUUAUCAUCGUAUGAACGACUUCAACAGAUGAAUACAUUUGUAUCAACUCUACAGGAAAUAAUCAACUCCAACCCUGACACAAAAAAUUAUUGUAGCCUUGUUGUCUUCGAUGAUAAAAAGCCUGAUGGAAGUGAACAAUCUGUGACAGAAUUGUUGAAAGAAAGAAUAGACAUUGAUCUGAAGGAACAAGCUCUGACAAAAUCUUUCUAAUAAAAUGUAGAAAGGAGUUCAAGAAUGUAGUUUUGUGAAAAAUAAAAUAAAUAUAAACUUCAUGAAAAA
Messenger RNA from Saccostrea echinata, 1201 nucleotides. RefSeq names its product stimulator of interferon genes protein-like. NCBI's taxonomy places the organism in Eukaryota, Metazoa, Mollusca, Bivalvia, Ostreida, Ostreidae. Gene Ontology annotation, cellular component: autophagosome; endoplasmic reticulum membrane. Gene Ontology annotation, biological process: activation of innate immune response; autophagosome assembly; positive regulation of macroautophagy. Gene Ontology annotation, molecular function: cyclic-di-GMP binding; 2',3'-cyclic GMP-AMP binding. The record is from RefSeq and is a predicted model, not a curated record.